GUUUUGCUUUGUGCACUUCCAUUCUUAUUCAUCAAUUCUGAGCGACUUUGCAAUCCCAAUCCUAUCAAUCCUAUCAAUCCACUCACCACCCCACCUCUCCCCUUUCCCUUCCACUCUGGCGAACCGCGCACGAAUGAGCUUCCUGCUAAACCUUCUUCCGCCGCGAGCGCUGUUCGGGGGCAUCUUCAAUCUGACCAACAGCAUCAUGGGCGUGAGUCUGCUGGCAAUGCCAUUGUGCUUCUACCAGUGCGGCCUGGCGUUCGGCAUGUUCCUCUCGCUCCUCGCAACCUUCCUCUCGCUCAUCUCCUGCAAGCUCAUGCUGCACUCGUCGCGCGUCUCUGGCAGUUCGAGGCGCUCGGUCUCCAGGCUCAUGGCAAGUGGGGCAAGCUCGCCGUCGAGGUCUGCAUCAUUGGCCUGUUGCUGGGCUCGUGCGUCGCCUUCUUUGCCAUUGUCGCCGACAUACUGCCGCGAUUCGCCUCUGUCUGGUUCUUCCCAGACCAGUCCGCAGUCGCACUGCGCACUCCAGUCAUGUCCAUCCUGGCAGUCGCCGUCGUCUUCCCGCUCAGUCUCAUGCGAAACGUCUCGAGCUUGAGCCCGCUCAACGCAAUCAGCCUGGGAUUCUAUGGCUGCUUUAUCGUUGCGCUCAUCUACAGCAUUGCCAGCCCAUCGGAGGCAGAGCAAGCACCCGAGGGCGCUCCCUCGAGCGAAUUGAAGUGGUUUGAUCCGAGCGGCUUUCUCUUGACGCUCCCCAUCUUCUCUCUUGCCUAUACCUGCCAGUUCGGCGUGUUUGCCGUGUACGCUGGUCUGCCCAACCCAAACCACAAGGCCAUGAACACUGUCAUCAACUAUUCCAUCUUUCUGGCCUCAUUCUUGUAUUCAGCUGUCGGCGUCUUUGGCUACAUUGCCUUCUCUCACGUGGACAUUGAUGGUGACCUGCUGAACAACUUUCCUGACGGUGUUGUUUUCUUUGACAUUCUCAAACUCGGCUUCUCCAUCUCCAUCAUCUUUUCCUUCCCAAUCACCGUCUACCCAUGCCGCGCCGCGCUCAAUACCCUCAUCUUUGUCCCGAAUGCGCCCGCGAGCACAACUCCGGAUGUCCUGCAAUCAGCCGCGGCACCAGAGCCCGUCAUUCCCGGCGCUCGCUUCUUUGGCUUGACUGCUGGCAUUGUCUUCUCGGCCUUGAUUGUCGCUCUUGCCAUUCCAGAGGUCGCCACUAUUCUCUCCUUCACCGGCUCUACAACGGGCACGUCGCUUGCCUACAUUCUCCCGGCGUCGACCUUCCUGGUGCUGGUGCGCGCCGCCGACGUCAAGCCUCGGCUACGGCGCAUUGCGAUUCUCAUUCUCGUCCUCGGGGUUGUCUGCUGCAUUGGCAGCACCGCGUUGGUUUUGUACAGCACCAACCCUUUGCCCGUGAAGGAAGUGACCAACUCGGUCGACAUUCCAAUUGAAGGGGACACUGGAGUGAAGGAGCGUGAUGUCUCAUCCAGCCUCAAUCGUUCCAUUUCGUCGCUCUCUUUGCAGUCAUUUUCUCGUCUCCCGUCCGUCGUCUCUCUUCCGAUCUCGUCAUCCGCAGAGGCAGGUUUACCGCCCAAAAAAUCCCUCGUCAACAAACGAUAA
Molecule: messenger RNA, 1617 nt
Organism: Capsaspora owczarzaki ATCC 30864
Lineage: Eukaryota; Filasterea; Ministeriida; Capsasporidae
Exons: 6
Coding region: 529-1617 (362 amino acids)
Biological process (GO): amino acid transmembrane transport
Molecular function (GO): amino acid transmembrane transporter activity
Source: RefSeq, a predicted model, not a curated record